Molecule: messenger RNA, 1712 nt
Organism: Gekko japonicus
Lineage: Eukaryota; Metazoa; Chordata; Lepidosauria; Squamata; Gekkonidae
Gene: BRINP3
Product: bone morphogenetic protein/retinoic acid inducible neural-specific 3
Exons: 5
Coding region: 1-1470 (489 amino acids)
Biological process (GO): negative regulation of mitotic cell cycle; positive regulation of neuron differentiation
Source: RefSeq, a predicted model, not a curated record
AUGUCCAAAAGAAAGCCCCCAAAGGUAACAGAAACCCGGACUGGUCCUCUUGGCUGCAGUAACUAUGACAACCUAGAUUCUGUCAGUUCUGUUCUGGUACAGAGUCCGGAAAAUAAGAUUCAGUUGCAAGAUGAAUUCAAGUUCUUUAUGAAAAGGCUGCCCAUGAACUAUUUCCUCAACACAUCUGCCAUUAUGCACUUGUGGACAAUGGACUCAAAUUUCCAGCAUCGUUACGAGCAACUAGAAACCAGCAUGAAACAACUGUUCUUUAAGGCACAGAAAAUUGUUUACAAGCUCUUUAGCCUUAGUAAGAGGUGCCAUAAACAGCCACUUAUCAGCUUGCCAAGGCAAAGACCACAGUCCUAUUGGCUUAACCGCAUCCAGGCCUUUCUCUACUGCAAUGAAAAUGGCCUUCUGGGCAGCUUUUCUGAAGAGACUCACUCAUGCACAUGCCCUAAUGACCAGGUUGCCUGCCUUGGCUCUUUACCGUGCAUCGUAGGAGAUGGUUCCUCCUGCUUAACUUGUGCCCCUGAUAACCGUACCCGCUGUGGGACCUGUAAUACUGGGUACAUGCUGAGCCAAGGACUCUGCAAGCCUGAAGUGGCAGACUCAACAGAGCACUACAUUGGGUUUGAGACUGAUCUCCAGGAUUUGGAGAUGAAGUAUUUAUUACAGAAAACAGACCGCCGGAUUGAGGUCCAUGCCAUCUUCAUCAGCAAUGACAUGCGUCUUAAUAGUUGGUUUGACCCUUCCUGGCGCAAACGGAUGCUCCUUACCCUAAAGAGUAACAAGUACAAAUCAAGCUUGGUCCAUAUGAUAUUGGGUCUCUCUCUUCAAAUUUGCCUAACUAAGAACAGCACCUUGGAGCCUGUCCUGGCUGUUUAUGUCAACCCUUUUGGAGGCAGCCACUCUGAGAGUUGGUUUAUGCCUGUCAAUGAAAAUAGUUUCCCAGACUGGGAGCGGACUAAACUGGACUUACCCCUUCAGUGUUAUAACUGGACGCUGACUCUAGGCAACAAGUGGAAGACGUUUUUUGAAACGGUACACAUCUACCUGAGGAGUCGCAUAAAGUCAAAUGGUCCCAAUGGCAACGAGAGCAUUUAUUAUGAACCCCUGGAGUUUAUUGAUCCCUCCCGGAACCUGGGCUAUAUGAAAAUCAACAACAUCCAAGUGUUCGGCUACAGCAUGCACUUUGAUCCGGAAGCAAUCCGGGACUUGAUUUUGCAGCUGGACUACCCCUAUACUCAGGGAUCCCAGGACUCUGCGCUCUUGCAGCUACUAGAGAUACGGGACCGUGUAAAUAAACUCUCUCCACCUGGCCAACGUCGUCUAGACCUUUUCUCAUGCCUGCUGCGUCAUAGACUCAAGCUGUCUACCAGUGAGGUGGUGAGAAUUCAAUCUGCUUUGCAGGCCUUCAAUGCCAAAUUGCCAAACACAGUGGAUUACGACACAACCAAAUUAUGUAGUUAACCAUAAGUGUGAAGCACAACAGAAAAAAAAAAUUAAAAAAGAAAAACCAUGAAAGGAGUUUUUACAGUGCUUUUGUGGAACAGUUUAUGUUUGGAAGAGUAAAUUUAAAUUGUCUUUUCAAUAUCUGUCUUAUAUCAGUCAAUAACGUUGGAUGGCAAUUUACACCCAUGAACUUGCUGACAAAUGAAUAUAUUAUACCUGCAAUUUUUUUUGGUUCUGUUUUAUGAAUGAAAAUAAAUACU